AUGCCUCCCCGUUCCUGCAAAGGAACACCACGCCGCAAACACAAGGCAAGGAGGCGGAUGCUCCGUACCCGAUCGCCCCCACUCCUCGAUCUACCGGUGGAGGUGAUACUCCUGGUCUUUGAGCACCUGCCGGACUUGAAAAGCCUCUCCUCAGUUGCUGAAGCCUGCCGGGCGAUGCACAAUGUGUUUCGCAGGCACAGCGAGGUCCUCAUCACGCGUAUACUCUCAAAGAGCUGUGGUGGCGUAUGGAACAGCCCCAAUCCAUACGCAGAUAUCUGCCAGAUCACCGCAGAUCUGGAAUUUGCAGUGCAUCGUCAAUUCUUGCUACAAUCACACGUCGAAGACGCCUUCGCGGUUGCCUGGCGUCUCUUUACCGCGAUGGAACUGGAAGAAAUCCUCUACCCGAUUGCUCGGGAGCUUGCCUGGGGCUACCACCUCGACGGCCGGACCCAGGACGCCAUCAGGUUCCUGAAGGCAAUUCAUCACCACCAGAAACCGUAUAUGCUCCCCUCUUGCCGGAGCAUCUCGCCCGCUUUGCUGCCUGUGGCAAGGUUGCUGCAUUACUUCCUUGAUGAUGCCAACGACACGGCACAAUGCGAAUUAGUUGCCAAAGAGAUCAAACAUCUUGCCGAGCUCAAGAACCGCUACACUACAUUCCUCUGGCUUACCAACCUCACAUCUGAGCAGAGCAGGAACUGUGUGUUCACGCUUUUCUUCCCGCCACAGCCGCCUUUUGUUUUGCAUUCAGAGCCUCUGAUGCACGUUUAG
Molecule: messenger RNA, 768 nt
Organism: Fusarium keratoplasticum
Lineage: Eukaryota; Fungi; Ascomycota; Sordariomycetes; Hypocreales; Nectriaceae
Product: F-box domain-containing protein
Exons: 1
Coding region: 1-768 (255 amino acids)
Molecular function (GO): protein binding
Source: RefSeq, a predicted model, not a curated record